This is a messenger RNA of Brettanomyces bruxellensis, 390 nucleotides long. Its product is annotated as Histone H2A.2. Gene Ontology annotation, molecular function: DNA binding; structural constituent of chromatin; protein heterodimerization activity. Bases 1 to 390 code for a protein of 129 amino acids. NCBI's taxonomy places the organism in Eukaryota, Fungi, Ascomycota, Pichiomycetes, Pichiales, Pichiaceae. The record is from RefSeq and is a predicted model, not a curated record. Gene Ontology annotation, cellular component: nucleosome. The transcript has a single exon.
AUGUCCGGAGGAAAAGGAGGAAAAGCUGGCACUACCGAAAAGGCAUCCACAUCAAGAUCUGCAAGAGCUGGAUUAACUUUCCCAGUUGGUAGAGUUCACAGAUUGCUUAGAAGAGGUAAUUAUGCUCAGAGAGUUGGUUCUGGAGCUCCAGUUUACUUAACUGCCGUUCUUGAAUAUUUGACUGCUGAAAUUUUGGAGUUGGCUGGUAAUGCUGCCAGAGACAACAAGAAGUCUAGAAUUAUUCCAAGACACUUGCAAUUGGCCAUCAGAAACGAUGAGGAGUUGAACAAGUUGCUUGGUAAUGUUACUAUUGCCCAGGGUGGUGUUUUGCCAAAUAUUCAUCCAUCUUUGUUGCCAAAGAGAAGAGCAAGAGCUUCCCAGGAGUUGUAA